CAAAUAUCUCGAUCACACCUAUUACCACUGACAAAAUGGCCGAACAGCUGGAAGUGAAGAAAGCGCACAAGGUUGACGACACGUCAUUCCCGUACAUCUUUGAGGAGAAUGCCGAAGUCCCGCUGAAGACCAGCUCGCAAGGUAUUGUGCGGGUCAAUGUCUACCGCCCAAAAUCCACGAGUGAAGGCACCAAGCUCCCCGUACUGGUGACUUAUGGCCCGUACGGGAAAGACAUUCACUACAAGGACUUCCACCCCAAGUCCUACGGCGAAGUGAAUCCCGAACAUCACUCCGAUCACUCAGCAUGGGAAACACCUGAUCCAGGAUACUGGACUAAACAGGACUAUGUCGUCGUGCGCGCCGACGAGCGCGGACUCGGACAGUCCCCAGGCUUCCUGGACACCAUGUCGCGCGGCACAAGCGAGUGUUUCUUCGACGUGGUGGAGUGGGCUGCCGAACAACCAUGGUCAUCUGGCAAGGUGGGCUUGUUGGGAAUCAGCUACUACGCUGGGUCGCAGUGGCGGGUUGCUGCGCGCAGGCCAAAGGGGCUGGCGGCAGUCAUUCCCUGGGAGGGCAUGAGUGACUACUACCGUGAUCGCUGCAGGCAUGGCGGGAUUUUGAGUAACAAGUUUAUUGACUUCUGGUGGAAUCGCCAGGUUAUCACGAACCAGUAUGGUCGACCUGGUCGUGCGGCUCGUAACUGGGGGCCUGAUACUGUAGAUGGGGAUCUCUCUGAUGAGGUGCGAGCGAAGAACCGUCAAGAUCAGACCAUUGACACAAACGCGUCCAAGUACCGUGACGAUAUGUACUACGCGAGCAAAGAGUACGAUAUGAGUGAUAUCGAAGUCCCGUUGCUUUCCGUGGGGAACUGGGGUGGAAUCUUACUUCACCUUCGCGGUAACAUCGAAGGCUAUAUCCACGCAGGGUCGGAGUUCAAGUACCUGCGGUUGAUCACUGGCCGACACGACCUGCCCUUUUUCUACAAAGAGGAAGUCGAGAUCCAGCGUAGCUUCCUCGACGCAUUCCUCAAAGGCGAUGAUCGACUCGGCUGGUCUGUCAAGGGUAAGCUCCCGCCCGUUGACCUAGUCCUCAGAAAAGGCGACGUCGGCUUCGACAACUCCGAAGCGGAAAAGGUCUACGAAAGACGCACAGAGAACGAGUGGCCCAUUGCCCGCACACGCUACACCAAGUUCUAUCUCACGCCAUCCAAUUCCCUAACCCCCGUGGAACCAAUAACAAACCGCCCUCAGAAGCUCUCAUACGAGGCACUAGGCACGCUCGAUAAGCCCAAAGUAAUCCAGUUCACCACUGCGCCCUUCGAAGAAGAGACAGAAAUCACAGGCCACAUCACCGCGCACCUCAACGUCUCCCUCUCGCCCCAUGCCACCGGUCCCACUCCCUCGGACAUCGAUCUCUUCCUCACACUCCGCUAUAUCUCUCCUGCCGGUACCGAAGUCCACUACACCGGCACAGCCGGCGACCCUAUCCCGCUCGCGAAGGGCUGGCUGCGCGUCAGCCUGCGCAAAACAAACCCCUCGCACCCCAAGCACCGCCCUUACCUUCCCUGGCGCGACUACUUCCGCAGCGACGUGCAGCCCGUGAUACCGGGAGACGUGUACGCGGUGGAUGUGGAGGUGUGGCCGACGAACGUGGUGGUGGAGAAGGGUGGAAAGGUGGUGUUUGAGGUCAGCAGUGGGGAUACGCAGGGCAGUGGGAUUUUCCAGCAUAACCAUCCUGAGGAUCGGAGUGAAGAGGUGUUUGGAGGGUGGAACCACUUGCAUUUCAGCGCGUCGUCUCAAAACUAUGUUACGCUGCCGAUUGUGCCGCCGAAGUAG
Messenger RNA from Boeremia exigua, 1835 nucleotides. Its product is annotated as X-Pro dipeptidyl-peptidase protein. The record is from RefSeq and is a predicted model, not a curated record. Lineage: Eukaryota; Fungi; Ascomycota; Dothideomycetes; Pleosporales; Didymellaceae. The coding region runs from base 36 to 1835 and encodes 599 amino acids. Gene Ontology annotation, molecular function: dipeptidyl-peptidase activity. The transcript has 3 exons.